Messenger RNA from Clonostachys solani, 4260 nucleotides. The record is from the annotation of a GenBank genome assembly. NCBI's taxonomy places the organism in Eukaryota, Fungi, Ascomycota, Sordariomycetes, Hypocreales, Bionectriaceae.
AUGGCUUCGGUGCAAGCCGCCGCCCCGGCGGUUCAGCAUCCUGGCGCGCCAAUGGCCGCCGGCGCGACCAAACAGCAGGCUGAAGAAAUGUACAAGAAAUUAAAACACAUGAAAGAGAGCGGCGUACCGGCGACGGAUCCUGAGUACAUCAAAGCCUCGCAAUUCUUGAUGUACUUCCAACAGCAACACCAAAUGCGUAGAAACCAACAAACCUAUUUGCAGCAGCAGCAGCAACAACAACUACAACAGCAGCCAGCUUCCAAUGGUGCUGUCAAUGGUGCCCUGCAGCCUCGAUCUCAGCAGGUUGCGCCCCAACCAAACCAGGCACCUGCUUCUGCGUCGACGCCUACACAGGCAAACACACCGACACAAGCCAACCCACCGCCCGCUGGCUCGGCAUCAAGCCAUUUCAGUCAACAGCAGCUGACAUUGUUAAGGCAACAGAUCCAGGCCUUCAAGCUGCUUGGGAAGAACUCAGGUGUCUCCCUCCAGUUACAGCAGGCCAUCUACCAUCAGCGUCAAAAGAGGCAAGCUGCCGCUCUCGAGGCGUCAAAUGCCGCGGCUGCUAAGUCGGCACAGUCAGCACAGGACUCUGCAAGAGCCGCACAGCUUGAAGCUGACCCAGCAGCUCAGGAAGAUUCACAGGCCAAGCCUCAUACUUACAAGACUGUCAAAUCGCCUUAUGGUGGCGGCAUGGUUCGUUCCUCAAUCAAGUAUUUUGACCAUGCCCAGCGUAAGAACCGAUGGUUUAUUCCCGGCGUUUUCCCCACCGGAUUCGAUUUUGACCAUCUUCGGUACGAGAGAGAGGUUGUUGUGUUUAACCGCAUGAGCCAGCGCUAUGCUGAGCUGAAGAAUCUGCCUGCGGAUUUGGCCCACCUCGAUUCGGCCAAGGAGAACCUUGAGGCAGACGACACUCUGAAGCGAAAGGCAAUCAUUGAAAUGAAGAGUUUGGCCCUCUACGCUAAGCAACGAGCUCUCAGGGAGCGUGUCGGACGCCAGAUGUUGCAUUAUGACAACCUAGCAAUGACCACCAACCGAACCAAUUAUCGCCGCAUGAAGAAGCAGAAUGUUCGCGAAGCCCGAAUCACAGAGAAGCUCGAGAAGCAACAGCGCGAUGCACGCGAGAACCGAGAAAAGAAGAAGCAUGUGGACUUCCUCCAUGCCAUCACCAACCACAGAGCCGUCAUCCAGGAGUCUGCCGCAAGCCAGAGGAACAAGUCACACAAACUCAGUCGACUUAUGUACGCUCAGCAUUUCAACAUUGAAAAGGAGGAGCAGAAGCGAAUCGAGCGUACCGCCAAGCAACGUCUCCAGGCUCUCAAGGCCAACGAUGAAGAGGCAUAUCUCAAGCUGCUUGACCAGGCCAAGGAUACCCGUAUUACCCACCUGCUCAAACAGACCGAUGGCUUCUUGCACCAACUUGCAGCCUCUGUCAAGACACAGCAGCGACAAGCAGCGGAGAGAUAUGGUGACGAUACUGAAAACUUUGUUGAUGAAGAAAGCGAGAUUGAGGAAGACGAGGAGAGUGGCAAGAAGAUUGAUUACUACGCCGUCGCUCAUCGUGUUCGGGAAGAAGUCACUGAGCAAGCCAACAUGCUUGUUGGCGGUACCCUCAAAGAAUAUCAGGUCAAGGGUCUGCAGUGGAUGAUUUCGCUUUACAACAACAACCUUAACGGUAUCCUCGCUGAUGAAAUGGGUCUCGGUAAAACGAUUCAGACAAUCAGCUUGAUCACAUACCUGAUUGAGAGGAAGCAGCAGCCUGGGCCAUACUUGGUUAUUGUCCCCCUCAGUACGCUCACAAAUUGGAAUCUCGAGUUUGAGAAAUGGGCGCCGUCAGUUGCUCGCAUCGUCUACAAGGGACCUCCUAAUGCCCGCAAGACGCAGCAGGAGAAGAUUCGCCGAGGUGAAUUCCAAGUUCUCCUGACGACAUAUGAAUAUGUCAUCAAAGACCGCCCGAUUCUCAGUAAGAUUAAGUGGUUCCACAUGAUUAUCGAUGAAGGUCACCGUAUGAAGAACUCGAACUCCAAGCUUAGCGCAACCAUCACACAGUACUACACUACUCGGUUCCGACUUAUCCUUACCGGUACUCCUCUUCAGAAUAACCUGGCUGAGUUGUGGGCCAUUCUGAAUUUCGUUCUGCCAAACAUCUUCAAGUCUGUCAAGACAUUCGAUGAAUGGUUCAACACACCAUUUGCCAACACCGGUGGCCAGGACAAGAUGGAACUUACAGAAGAAGAACAGAUUCUCGUCAUUCGACGUCUGCACAAGGUUCUCCGACCCUUCCUCUUGCGUCGUCUCAAGAAAGAUGUCGAGAAGGACUUGCCAGACAAGACAGAGAAGGUCAUCAAGUGCAAGUUCUCUGCCCUGCAAUCUAAACUGUACAAGCAGAUGGUUACACACAACAAGCUUGUUGUUAGCGACGGCAAGGGUGGAAAGACUAGCGCUCGUGGCUUGAGUAACAUGAUCAUGCAGCUCCGAAAGCUCUGCAACCAUCCCUUUGUGUUUGAUCCUGUGGAGAAUGUCAUCAACCCGCGUAACGUGAGCAAUGACGAGUUAUGGCGAACUGCCGGAAAGUUUGAGCUGCUGGACAGAAUUCUCCCCAAGUACAAGGCAACAGGCCACAGAGUUCUCAUGUUCUUCCAGAUGACGGCCAUCAUGGAUAUCAUGGAGGAUUAUUUGCGCUACCGACAAUUUGAGUACUUGCGUCUCGAUGGUACUACCAAGGCAGAUGAGAGAUCCGACCUCUUGAGAGAGUUCAACGCCCCCAACUCCAAGUAUUUUAUGUUCUUGUUGUCGACACGUGCUGGAGGUCUUGGUCUGAACUUGCAGACUGCAGAUACCGUCAUUAUCUACGACUCUGAUUGGAAUCCUCAUCAGGAUUUACAGGCCCAGGAUCGUGCUCAUCGUAUUGGACAGAAGAACGAGGUGCGAAUUCUGCGUCUGAUCAGCUCCAACUCAGUUGAAGAGAAGAUUCUUGAGCGUGCCAGAUACAAGCUUGAUAUGGAUGGAAAGAUUAUCCAGGCCGGUCGUUUCGAUAACAAGUCGUCAGAGACUGACCGAGAUGCUAUGCUCCGGACCUUGCUUGAAACUGCCGACAUGGCUGAGAGCGGAGAGCAAGAUGACAUGGAAGACGAGGAGCUCAAUAUGAUGCUUGCCCGGAGUGACGAUGAGCUUAUCACUUUCCAAAAAAUGGAUGAAGAGAGGGCAAUGGACCCAGUCUAUGGCUCAAAGGGUGCAGCUCCUAAACCCAGACCACGUCUCAUGGUUGAAGAGGAACUCCCCGAUAUCUACCUCAAUGACAGCGUGGAAACGGUUGAGGACACGGAAGAAGUUGUUCUUGGUCGCGGCGCCCGUGAGCGCACCAAGGUCAAAUAUGACGACGGCUUGACCGAAGAACAAUGGUUGAUGGCGGUUGACGACGAGGAGGAUUCUCCAGAAGCUGCCGCAGCACGAAAGCAGGCCCGUAGAGAUAAGCGAGACAACAACAGGCUCAAGAAGACGGCGAUACUGAACUCGAUGGAUAAUUCCCCAGUUCCAAGUCGCGCCAGCACGGAGGAAGUCGAAACGCCGAAGAAACGUGGACGCAAGCCUGGCAGCAAAAAUGAAAAACGCAAAGCCGAGGAAGGCGAUGAUGAGCCCCCAGCCAAGAAGCGGCGUGGCCCUCAAGGCAGACCGAGCAAGACAAACUUGAACGGAGCUGCCUCGCGCCUGAGCCCGCAGGUGCGCGAAGUUCUCCAGAAGAGUCUUCGGUCUCUGUACGAUGGUCUCAUGACUUUGGAGGUUGACGAUCUCGAGCCUCCGGCUGAUGAUGAAUCGGAUGCUGGGAAGCGACUCAUUAUUGGUCCUUUCGUAAAGCUGCCUCCCAAGCGCGAUUUCCCCGAUUACUACGUCGUCAUCCUAUCCCCCAUUUGCAUGAACAAUAUCAACACUCGUAUCAAGAAGGAGGAAUAUGGAUCUUUGAGUGAUCUCCGAAAAGAUUUUGACCUUUUGAUUCGAAAUUGUCAAACAUUCAACGAAGAUGGUAGCAUUCUGUACCAAGAUGCUAAGACCAUGGAUGAAUUCUUCAGGGCCAGGUACGAAGAAGAACUUUCGGCACACCCGGAACUGGCUGAACUUGAGGAGGAUGCCAAGACAGAAUCGGCACCACCAUCUACCAGCGGCGGCACUCCCAUACCAAGUGGAACACGCAUCAAGCUGAUUUCCAGCAGCUCCAGAGAUGUGAAUGGUGAAAAUUCCACGCCACGAAGCGAUGAGGAUUAA